Lathyrus sativus (Indian pea) is the source of this 495-nucleotide messenger RNA. The record is from the annotation of a GenBank genome assembly. Lineage: Eukaryota; Viridiplantae; Streptophyta; Magnoliopsida; Fabales; Fabaceae.
AUGUCUCGAGUUGAAGAACUUUGGGAACAGUUGGUUCAUGCUGCUCUAAAGAGGGAAAGAACUGAUGCCGAAAUUGCUGAAAAUGUGUCGUCUAAAAGUAUAGAAAUUGAUGAAAUUUUAACAGUUGCAGAUGAAGUUCAAGACGAAGAUCCCACGAUUUCUCGAAUACUAUGUGAGCAUGCAUAUUCAUUAUCUCAUAAAUUGGACUCCAACAGCGACGGUGUUUUACAAUUCAAGACUGGGGUAAUGUCUGUCAUGAAGCAAAGGGUGGCUAAAAGGGAAGUUGGGAGUGUUGAUAGAAAGCAAGAAUUUGGUAUAUUACAAGAGUUCUAUGAGAGUUACAGAAAGAAGAAUAAUGUGGAUGAAUUAUGUGAAGAAGAAAUGCAGAAUCUUGAGUUGGAGAGUAAAGCUGUUGAGAAGGAAACGAUUUUUGGUAUCUUAAAGGUUUUAGAAACUGUACUUGAGCAAUUGUGUGAAGAAAUUUCUGAAAAGUAG